CCACUUUUUAAAAAUCGAAAUUUUAUUGGAAUGGAUUCAGAUGGAUAUCCCCUACUGUUUGCUCAAAGCCACAACGAUCACUGUCAUGAACACUUGUCACCAGCUACCAGCCUUAAAUGAUUAACAACUGUGGGUCACAGUCGCCUGACCCCAUGACCGGUUCAACCAUAACCCACAUGAAAGUUCUCAAUAACGCAAGCUACCCUUUUGUUCUAUCAUGUCCAAAACGGUUUCGGAUGAAUUACAUCCUGUAUUCCUUAUAAUCCGCCGCCAGUGCCCCAUUUCAUCCCGCCAGUCGCUUUUUCUCCUAUUUCAUUUGUUUGUUUCUUAAAACUUGAUGCUCGAUUGAUUAUUACUGCUUGUUUCUGUCAUUCGUUCUACCUGAGGUCUCAUUCAACAUGCAAGUCUUAAGAAUCCUUCAAAGGCAUUUUCGAAGACAGACCAAAACUGUCAGUACCGCUUGGUCUAUUUGCUCGACCCUCACACCUUGGCCGUCCUCUCGGUCGAACUUCUUAUAUGGCAAGGACUGGGACUUUUAUGUAGCUCUCAUUUGCAUUGUCAUUCCAAUCUACAGCGUCACUUUCGCAAGCUGGGCUCAUGUCAUUUACUCCAUUGCCCUGGAUGAAUCCCACACUUUUUCAGCUCCGAGACGACUGCUUUUAGGCUGGUCCAUACUCGAGUGUCUGUUCAGUCUUUAUCAUUUGUCGGUGCAGCGCACUUAUCAAAGCCUCAUCAGCUAUCCAAAAGUUCCCUUGGAACGCAUGCGCUCACUGUACAGUGAUUGUUUGGAACAAUUGACUGAUUUUGAAGAGCAGCUUCCGCUUUGGUUCUUUGAUGCUCCUUUUUCUACUAUUCUUCGGGGCAACAUGAAGGAGUGGCUUUGUUGGGCCAUGUUUUACAGGCAUGUUGAUGCUAUUACAGAUGGAUCAGAGGAAGAUAUAUUUCUGGAGGAAAUGCUGGCCAUGCUGCAAAAUCGUGCCAACUAUACGUUCGAGCCCGGUCAUAAUCCCGCUGUGAAAUGUUGUCGCUUGAAUUUGGAUCCCGUUCAGAGCGUACACCGCCCGUUGAUAUUCUAUGCUACUGUACAUCUGCUUGAUACCUCGAUGAGCCUCUUGCUUAAACACUACGGCUUCCAGCGAUAUCCUUGUGGGGCACUAUCCUAUUGGCUACUACCAUGUAAUGCUGACACCACUGACAAUCGUCCUAUUUUGUUUAUCCAUGGAAUUGGAAUGGGUUUAUGUAGCUACGUUUCAUUUCUCAACUCUCUGUAUCAAAAAUCGAGAAAGACGAAUCGGCCCAUCAUACUCAUCGAAUUGCCCCAUAUUUCAAUGUCAUUGUUCUGCCAACGUCCUUUUCAUACAACUCCUUUCACCAUGUCAUCAACCUUGGCCGUGGUGGACGAAAUUUUCGAUCGACAUCAGUUGAAGAAAUCUGCCACCGUGGUUGGUCAUUCGCUAGGGACAAUCGUCGCAGGCUGGAUCAUAAAGGAGAGACCUAAUAUUGUUGACCGAACCGUCUUGAUUGAUCCUGUGUGUUUCCAAUUGUACGAGGCCUACUUAUGCCAAAAUUUUGUCUACAAGAUGCCAACCACCGGCUUUGAAUUAGUCCUAUGGUACUUCGUAGCCAAGGAGGCAUGCAUUGCAUGGUAUCUAGGAAGAUGGUUUUGGUGGCAUCAAAACAUCAUGUUUCCCAAAGAUUUUCCCUCUUUAGACCAAACCCAAGUGUUUUUAGCCGAAAAAGACCGAAUCAUUCACGCUCCCAGAGUUUACCAGUACUUGAAGAGAAACGAUGUCCCAGCCGUUUUAUUCGAAGGAUAUGGGCAUGCUGAUGCAUUGCUCAUUCAUACAAAGGAACAAGAUAGGAUGGUACAGGCUAUACUAAAGAACGAUUAAUACUUCUAAUAAGCAACAUUAUCCCCCCUAUCGUAAAUAUUGUGUAUACCAUUUUAUCAAUCAAACCGUUUGAGGCAGUUUUCUAUUUGUAUGCUAUACAGAACACUGCUGAUUCAUGAGAUGCCUCCAUAUGUUUCUAUUCGCCAUGAUUUGCAAUAAAAAUAAUAAUAAUG
Molecule: messenger RNA, 2065 nt
Organism: Umbelopsis ramanniana AG
Lineage: Eukaryota; Fungi; Mucoromycota; Umbelopsidomycetes; Umbelopsidales; Umbelopsidaceae
Exons: 4
Coding region: 399-1892 (497 amino acids)
Source: RefSeq, a predicted model, not a curated record